AAAAUUGAAAACAAAUAUGGCUGCGCCCAUGGACAUUUUUGACGCACAUGAUGAACACAUUUCUUUCCAGUAUUUGUGUACAAAGCGAAUUUGAAAGUCUAAAUUAAGGGUUGUAAGAAACGAACACAUACCCAAGAUAUGUGUAAGGAUUGAUAACUCUGACAAGUUUGUAAAGAUUGAAGACUGAAGAUGACAUCAGCAUUUUUCUCACCUGAUGUUGUGAAUCGGAAGACAGAUGUUGAUGUUCAGACAGAUGUAAAGAAUGAUGAUGUCAGUAGAGUGUAUGAAAUUCAGAGAUGUACUGAAUGGAUAAAAUCUGGCAAUUUCUCAAGGGUAGCAAUUCAGCUUCCAGAUAAUCUUCUCUGUGACUCAGCAAGGAUUGUACAGGAACUAGAGAAUUCUACAGCUGCCAAACUGUUCAUCCUGGGUGAUACAUCGUAUGGAAGUUGUUGCGUGGAUGAGAUUGCCGCCCAACACAAUGCUGCUGACUGUAUAAUCCAUUUUGGACGCUCAUGUCUAAGUCCAACCAAGCGUUUGCCAGUUUUGUUCAUCUUUGGACAGAGGCCAGUUGACCAAUCAGAUUGUGUUGUCAAGUUCCAGGAGUUGUUUCCUGAUCAGGAGAGCAAAGUAGUUUUCCUGUAUGACACAUACUAUGCAUACAUUGUGGAUGAUAUCUUCAAUGAACUACAGAAGUCACACAAGUCUUUAGUGUUAUCAAGGCUCCUGACCCCUAAUUCUGAAUCUGGUUCGACCCAAGACAAGUCAAGGGCAUCAGUCUUCACCAGGUGCAACCGAACUCUUCAGCUUGGUGAUUCUGAAACCAUAGACAGCUACAGUGUCUUCUACCUUGGUGGGGAAAGCCUUGCUUUGACUAAUCUCAUGAUGAACUUUAACAAGUGUGCCUUCUAUACAUAUGACCCAGAGUCCUGUAUCGGGAGACGAGAGACCCUGAAUGUAAACAAGGCUUUGAUGAAGCGAUACUACAUGAUUGAGCGAAUCAAGGAUGCUAGUAUUGUAGGGAUUGUUGCGGGGACAUUAGGAGUUGCCAAUUACUUGGAGGUUAUCAGUAGGUUGAAAAAGCUUAUUAAGAUUGCUGGUAAGAAAAGCUACACAUUUGUAGUUGGAAAGCUGAAUGUUGCCAAACUUGCAAAUUUUAUGGAGAUCGAUGUUUUUGUGCUGGUGUCGUGUCCAGAGAACACCUUGAUUGAAUCAUCUGAGUUUUAUAAACCAGUUGUGACACCAUUUGAGGUGGAAAUAGCUCUAAACAGUGAUAGGGAAUGGACUGGGGACUACAUCACAGACUUUCAAGAAAUUCUACCAGGUGCUACAUCAUAUGUGGAGAUUCCAGAAGACCAGGAUGCUGAAACUGUAGCCGACGUGUCCCUCAUCAGCAACCAGAUACGCAUGAUGGGGUCACAUGAUGAGGCUGAAGGUUUGGCAACCAGUACAGCUCUGGUAUCCCGGGACCAGAACAUGGCCGUCGCCACGGUCAAGGCCCAGUCAGCUGGGGAGUUUCUGGGAGCAAGAACAUGGCAGGGACUUGAACGUAACCUUGGAGAUACACCUGUUACCAAGGCAACAGAAGGAAGAAGUGGCAUUGCUGCUAGUUAUGAGGAUGAACCAGCAUAAAUGUGUCAUACUGUAUUUUAUUUAAUAAACACCGUAUCACCCUGGUGGUAGAAGCACA
Molecule: messenger RNA, 1687 nt
Organism: Haliotis rubra (blacklip abalone)
Lineage: Eukaryota; Metazoa; Mollusca; Gastropoda; Lepetellida; Haliotidae
Product: 2-(3-amino-3-carboxypropyl)histidine synthase subunit 2-like
Exons: 7
Coding region: 190-1629 (479 amino acids)
Biological process (GO): protein histidyl modification to diphthamide
Molecular function (GO): 2-(3-amino-3-carboxypropyl)histidine synthase activity
Source: RefSeq, a predicted model, not a curated record